Parastagonospora nodorum SN15 is the source of this 1294-nucleotide messenger RNA. RefSeq lists its product as hypothetical. Gene Ontology annotation, molecular function: L-2-aminoadipate:2-oxoglutarate transaminase activity; pyridoxal phosphate binding. Gene Ontology annotation, biological process: biosynthetic process. The coding region runs from base 1 to 1089 and encodes 362 amino acids. The record is from RefSeq and is a predicted model, not a curated record. Lineage: Eukaryota; Fungi; Ascomycota; Dothideomycetes; Pleosporales; Phaeosphaeriaceae. The transcript has 6 exons.
AUGUGCUACGGGCCGGACCCCGGCGACCCGCGACUGCUGAAGAACGUUUCACAAUGGCUGACGAGCUUCUAUCAGCCCGCUGAGGCUAUCACCGAGGAUCGUAUCUGCAUUACUGGCGGUGCCUCGCAGAACAUGGCUUGUUUGCUUCAAGUGUUCUCCGAUCCAGGCUUUACGCGGAAUGUUUGGAUCGUGGCCCCGGCGUACAUGCUGUCGUUCCGCAUCUUCGAGGACGCUGGUUUCCAGAAGAAACUUCGUGCCGUCCCAGAGGACGACGAAGGUAUUGAUAUUGAGUAUCUGCGUCAAGAGAUUAAGAAAAGCGAAGACCAAGCUAAAGCGAAUGAUGAUGUCUACGAUUUCCUGCAAUGGCCAUCGAGUCUUACCUCUCCGUCAAUGUCGCUGGAAAAGGCGGUCAUGCCUCGCAUAGUCGAUAUCGACCGUUACCUUGAUGGCGGCGCUGAGAGGAAAGGCGCGGAUGGAUUUGGGAAUGCGGUGUCGAAUGGAAGCUUUUCUAAGAUAUGUGGCCCCGGUCUGCGAACAGGCUGGUGCGAGGGAACGACGAAACUGGCAUAUGGAGUGUCGCAGACAGGCUCAAGUCGAUCGGGUGGCGCCCCUAGUCAGCUGACAGCCUGCUUUGUGGCCGAAACACUCGAGACCGGAGAGCUUCAGCGCUUCGUAUACUACACACUGCAACCGACGUAUUGCAAGAGGUAUCGGAAGAUGAUCGAGAUCAUCAACAAAGAUCUAAUCCCACUCGGUGUCCGCUUGCCGCAGACUGACAGAAACGUCGUCGGCGGCUACUUCAUCUGGUUGACGCUACCAGAUUCGGUCGACGGCGCAGCACUCGCACAACGCGCAAAGGACGAAGAAAACGUUGUGGUUGCACAGGGCGAUAUUUUUGAAGUUCCUGGAGACACGGCUCAUCCUGGCACAUCAUUCAGGAACGACAUAAGACUAUGUUUCGCUUGGGAAGACGAAGACAUGCUCGCGGAGGGCAUAUCGCGCCUAGGCGCAGUUAUUAGCAAGAUGCAAGACGAAAGUUACGAGCAUGUUUCCAAACCGGUGGCAACUGAAGCGAAAGACUAUUGGUAGGCCUGCAAUUAUCACGGCUCGGAGUCCAGAGGUCGAAACACGCAGCCUCAUAUGCCAGGCAAUGCCAUGCUUACAAUCGCCACAAAGGGAGAUGUCCGCACUCACGUGCAAACAACCAAGCUUCCCUUGAUCGGCUCCUGAGCAUUCUCAACAAGGGUAAUCUGCCGCAGGGCUAGAACAAACGAAUCGUCUCUUCGCAGCCCAA